GACCGUCGCCCGAUCUUCCAGACGACGGGAAAAAGAAAAAAUUACCGUUUAGUAUGUGCCGACUUGUUGCCGUCUCCAAGACUAGCAGCCGUCGUUUCCGUCAAUGGAGUCGACUGCUGAGACAAACAAGUUGAACGAUCGAUCAAAUGGAAUGAAUACUCAACAACCGACUAGAUAUCUUAGGAUAUCUUCGGCCCUGUUUUAUGCAGCGGCUUCUUUUCUCAUCACUGUGGUGAACAAAAUAGUGUUGACCAGUUACAAAUUUCCUUCAUUUCAAGUUCUCGGGCUUGGACAGAUGGUUUCAACAGUGGUGGUCUUGUCCGUGUCUAAAAAAUUAGGAUAUGUUUCAUUUCCUUCAUUACAAAAAGAUACAUUCAGAAGAAUAUGGCCGCUACCACUUAUUUUUGCUGGAAACAUGAUGACGGGACUUGGUGGUACUCAGCAGCUAAGUUUGCCAAUGUUGACAGUACUCAGGAGAUUUUCAAUUCUUAUGACUAUGGUAGCUGAAUACUACAUUCUAGGACUCACUGCUUCUUGCUCAGUACAAUUUUCAGUUUAUAUGAUGAUAUUUGGUGCAUUAGUUGCUGCUAGUGAAGAUUUGGCAUUUAAUUUGCAAGGCUAUACAUAUAUUUCAUUAAAUAAUAUCCUGACAGCUUCAAAUGGAGUGUUUUUGAAGAAGAAACUUGAUGCCAAAGACUUGGGCAAAAAUGGCUUACUUUUCUACAACUCCCUUUUCAUGAUUCCUCUUGCACUAAUUAUUGCUGGAGUGUCUGGAGACUUGCACAAGGCAUGGGAGUACCAGCAGUGGGGUGACAUUGGAUUCCUGUCACAAUUUAUGGGAUCCUGUUUUAUGGGUUUCGUUCUUUCUUACAGCACUUUGCUGUGUACUCAAUACAACUCUCCCUUGACAACGACAAUAGUAGGCUGUUUGAAAAACAUAGCCGUCACUUACUUAGGGAUUUUUAUUGGUGGUGACUAUAUUUUCUCCGUCACCAACUUUAUAGGACUCAAUAUCAGUGUGGCAGGAAGCCUUGUUUACACUUGGGUUACAUUCCGAGAGAAAGAAACCAGGAAAUCCGGAAAUGAUGUUGAUGAAAAACCAUUACUGACAAAAGAAAAAGAAUCGCCUGCUUAAUUUGUAUUUUUUUUUUUUUUUUACUUAUCGCUGAACAAGUGCGUAAUAAUUGAGAUCUCGAUUCGAGAUUUAAAAAAUUCUUCCUUAUCGCUGGGAUGCAUUGACUUAAAAGUAUCAAAUAUUUCCGCGUUAUUUAAACGAGCCUUACUUCUUGACGAAAUUGCAAACCGUAUUUGUUACCAUUUUUUACAUUUGAUUAUUACAAUUGUCUUAAAGCAUC
Messenger RNA from Daphnia pulicaria, 1355 nucleotides. It is a transcript of the gene frc, whose product is annotated as UDP-sugar transporter UST74c-like. Gene Ontology annotation, cellular component: Golgi apparatus. NCBI's taxonomy places the organism in Eukaryota, Metazoa, Arthropoda, Branchiopoda, Diplostraca, Daphniidae. The coding region runs from base 104 to 1135 and encodes 343 amino acids. Gene Ontology annotation, molecular function: GDP-fucose transmembrane transporter activity; antiporter activity. The record is from RefSeq and is a predicted model, not a curated record. The transcript has 8 exons.